AUGGCACCGUUGGCGAAAUCAAAACUCUCCCAAACCCGAUUGAAGACUCCCCAAAAACCUGCCGCAAGAAGCACAGGCCCAUUGUCAUUGCCCUCUGCAACAAAAGGGGCGAAACCGAAGACGAAAUCGAAGCCGAAUCAGAGUAUUCUGAGCUUCUUCAAGAAGGCGCCCGCGCCGGAUGAAGAGUUGUUUAUUGGGGGAGGCGACAAUGGGGUAGUAAUGGAGGAGGUGGAGGAGGAGGGGCAGGCGAAAGAGGUACAAGAGGAGGAUGACGAUCUAUAUGAGGCGAGUCCCUCUCGCGCAAAUUGUGAAGGGGAAGACGCGGGUGGGGACGACGUCAGGUAUAAUGAGGUUAUGGGGGCGGUUAAGAGGCCGCGGUUGAGUCCCGCGUUGGAACUUGGCUCUAGUUUAGUGCGCGAGAAGGGGGAAGUGUCCCGUCCGGGCUCACCAGAAUACCUCAAGCAAACGGACUCAAAAACGGCCUUGAAAGCAGGCCCAAUGGCCGCGCCAAAAAGGAAGGCAGGCAAUCCGUUCCUGGACGAGUCUUCUGACGAAGAGGACGACGACGGAGACGACAAGGAGAACGAGCCGGUGUCAUCGGCAAUACCAAGGGUGAGAUCGCCGCAGCGUGUGUUUGAUAAUUCCAAUGGGGGGGGCCGAGGCACUGGACCGGCGAAGCUUACCAAUGGGACGACCAUUUCCAGGAAGCCGCCGCUUUUGAGGCAGCAGACGUCGGGCGCGGAUCUGGGAGGUGACGAUAACCAGGCCGGCGCAGCGCAAGAUGGCAUUACAGAAGACAACGACGAUGUCGACCCAUUCGAGGACGAGGAUUUUACCGGCGAAGAACUUAGGGCGAUGCGAUACAUGGAAGAACAGGCGCGGCUAGAAGCGGAAGAGGGGGGCGAAGAAUACGAAAGGAACGACUUUGUUGACGACGAAACGAUGACGGAGUGUUGUCCGGUCUGUAAUGGCAGCCUCGCGGGCGCAACGCCAGACCAGGCGACUGCGCAUGUCAAUUCUUGUUUGGAUGGGAACCCGACCCCUUUACCAAAACCGCCCGGUGAUGUUAUCGAAACUGAGGGUGCAGCUGUGGGUAAGCGGUUUGCUAAAGCUGCUGUCGCGCGGCCGGGGCAAGCGAAUCCUAUCAGUCUCGGAGCUGAAGCUAAGGAGAAGUCGUCAAACUCGGCAUUUACGAAGUUGAUGUCUGGCCACGCCGAGGAUGCUGCUUGGUCGACGGCUGCCGCGGCGGAAACUGCUGCUAGGGGAAUGCCCGCGUACAAGCGGACCUGCCCCUUUUACAGGAUCAUGCCCGGAUUUUCUAUCUGCGUGGAUGCUUUCCGUUAUGGCGCCGUGGAAGGCUGCCAAGCAUAUUUCCUGAGUCACUUCCACAGCGAUCAUUACAUAGGCUUAACCGCCAACUGGACGCAUGGUCCGAUCUAUUGCAGCAAGGUUACGGGGUCUUUGGUCAAGUCCCAGCUGAAAACGGCAGCCAAAUACGUCGUUGAGUUAGAGUUUGAGAAGACAGUACCGGUCCCGGACACCAACGGAGUCAUGGUCACCAUGAUUCCGGCGAACCACUGUCCUGGAAGCUCACUCUUUCUCUUCGAGAAGACGACUGGUGGAAGAACGCAGCGAGUCCUUCAUUGCGGCGAUUUCCGGGCAUGCCCUGCCCAUGUUGAGCACCCGAAGCUGAGGCCCGAGACAGUCGAUGCCAUAACCGGCCGGACGAAACAACAGAAGAUAGACGCCUCCUCGCCAAUGACGACCGCGAAUGGUGACACCCUCCUACGCCGGCAACGCGGCGGCGCCUCUGCCAGUAACAAAGUUGUCAGCAAGUUCUUCACUACCGCCUCUUCCUCCACAUCAACCAAGCCCACCCCUCCCCCGCCCAACAACGCCUUCGCGGCCCUCAACGGCCGCCACCACAACUCCAAUCGCCUUCUCGUGGUUUGCGGCACCUACAGCAUCGGCAAAGAACGCAUCUGCGUCGCCAUCGCCCAGGCCCUGCAAACCAAAAUCUACGCCACGCCCGCCAAAAUCCGCAUGUGCAAGCAGCUCGACGACCCAGAGCUCGCCUCACUACUCACCUCCAACCCCACCGAAGCCCAAGUCCACAUGCAAAUGCUCAUGGAGCUCCGCGCCGAGACCCUCUCCGAGUAUCUCUCAGCAUACAAAGCACGCGGCGAGUUCAGCCACAUCAUCGGCUUCCGCCCCUCCGGCUGGAAACUACCGGCCCCCCUCCACCACCACCACCCCCAUAACCGCCAACCUCCCCCCAACCUCCCUCCCCACCACGCACCUCCUCCACAGCCCAUCUUGGCGCCCGCGGUUCGCGGACGCGCGAACCUGGUCCCGCAGCGUGGGGGGCACCGCGGAGGCGCUGUGCUUCGGCGCGCCCUACAGGCGAGCACAGCAGUUUUCGCGAGCUGGCGCUGUUUUGUGAUGGCGCUGCGCAUCGAGCGCGUCGUGCCGACGGUGGGGGUGGGGGAGUGA
Chaetomium globosum CBS 148.51 is the source of this 2493-nucleotide messenger RNA. RefSeq lists its product as uncharacterized. NCBI's taxonomy places the organism in Eukaryota, Fungi, Ascomycota, Sordariomycetes, Sordariales, Chaetomiaceae. The transcript is spliced from 2 exons. The record is from RefSeq and is a predicted model, not a curated record. Gene Ontology annotation, molecular function: 5'-3' DNA exonuclease activity; damaged DNA binding. Bases 1 to 2493 code for a protein of 830 amino acids. Gene Ontology annotation, biological process: protection from non-homologous end joining at telomere; double-strand break repair via nonhomologous end joining; interstrand cross-link repair.